GAGGCACUGGCUUCUCCAUUGGAAUAUGGCUCGUAGCAUCUCCUGAAAACUCCUCUGCUGUAUGGAUAGCAAACCAAGGUGAUCCACCGGUGACCAAAGAUGAUGCACUGAAGCUAACCGAUGAAGGGCUCAAGCUCCUCCUACAACACUCCGAAGGGAGACUCAUCUCCAACAUUUCCACAAGCACCGAUGCUUUUUCUGCUUCCAUGCUCGAUUCCGGAAACUUCGUCAUCUAUGACUCUAACUUUAAUGUCAUAUGGCAAACCUUCAACCAUCCAACUGACACAAUCAUGGCAGGUCAAGUGCUGCUCGCUGGAUCUGAGCUCGUUUCCAGCCUAUCAGGAACCAACCACUCGAGCGGGAACUUUCAUCUCAUCAUGCAAAAUGAUGGGAACCUCGUUCUGUAUCCUGUGGCAUCGCCAGACACUCCAGGGGAUGCUUACUGGGUCUCCAGAACAAACGGAGAUGGCUACCUGAACAAACGGGACGACACAAGUGUAUCGUGCAACGCUUGGCGUGGAUGGGAUCUUCCGGUUAUAUUCUCACGAUCUCGAGUUAAACACACAACUGGUUUUAGCUGA
Elaeis guineensis (African oil palm) is the source of this 581-nucleotide messenger RNA. The record is from RefSeq and is a predicted model, not a curated record. NCBI's taxonomy places the organism in Eukaryota, Viridiplantae, Streptophyta, Magnoliopsida, Arecales, Arecaceae.